AACAAACCUAGGCCACAAAACAAGAGAAUUGUGCUUUUGCGUCUCUUAAGACGACGCCGUAUCCACGUCCACCACUGCAUCAAAAACAAUUCUCUUCGCAAGAGAUUACACCUUAUCCAACUUGAGUUUGCAAUAGGAGAAGCCAUUGUUUUCCGUAUCUUAGACCUGUAUACUGAGCUUCAUCUCUUUCAAUGGCUUCCUUGUCAGCCACUUCUCUAAGCUUCAAAGCUCCCUCCACACGAUCAACCAGAAUCUCUCAGGUGUUAAGGAAAGCCUCGACUUUUCAGUCUAUCUCCUUUGGUCGUUUCCAGUCUUCGAAGAGCCUUCGUCUUCAAAUCAGUUGUGCAGCAAAACCAGAGACAGUACAGAAAGUUAGUGACAUUGUGAAGGAACAGUUAGCUUUAUCCGCUGACACUGCGCUCACUUCUGAGUCCAAAUUCUCUGCUCUUGGCGCAGAUUCUCUUGACACGGUGGAGAUAGUGAUGGCAUUGGAGGAAAAAUUUAACAUAAGCGUGGAGGAAGCUGAUGCUCAGAACAUUACGACGAUUCAAGAGGCGGCUGAUUUGAUUGAGGAUCUUGUUCAGAAGAAACCUGCGGCCUAAGCUUCUUAAACUCUCCCGGCUUUCUUUUCCUUUAGACCUUUCUUGGUUUGAGAACAUUUAAUUAGACCGUAUGUCAUUUUGUUUUUCUUCUUCUGGAAGUUGAGAUUGGAUAUUGACUAUGAGAAAACUUUGAUUGGUACGUUGAGAUUGAUUCAUUGGCAAUGAUUGGUCUUUUAUGACGAA
Brassica oleracea var. oleracea is the source of this 785-nucleotide messenger RNA. Its product is annotated as acyl carrier protein 4, chloroplastic. Gene Ontology annotation, biological process: fatty acid biosynthetic process. Lineage: Eukaryota; Viridiplantae; Streptophyta; Magnoliopsida; Brassicales; Brassicaceae. The transcript is spliced from 4 exons. Gene Ontology annotation, molecular function: acyl carrier activity; phosphopantetheine binding. Bases 192 to 602 code for a protein of 136 amino acids. The record is from RefSeq and is a predicted model, not a curated record.